AUGACACGCGAGCACGACGCUAUCGAGAAAGCUUUUCUAGAGUACAAAUGGGAAUCAUCUGAGUCUUGGCAACAAUACUACAGUAAUCUUUACCCAAUACCACCUUUGAGCAAGCUUUCUAAAUACAAGCGCGCGUGGUACCGACGUACGGUGAAUCCUAAUUUACCGGAAGACUCUGCGGUAGGGGAGGUUGAUCCAACUACUUACAGCGGGCAAAGUGCAACUAGAGUUGAAGCUCCACCGAAACCGCCGCAUCAUAACACACAUAUGCCGUCAAUGAUGGUUAUGAAAAUUUUAGUGUCGAUUGAACUUGCCGCCAGGAUAUUUUUCCUGGCGGCCACGAUCAUGAUGCUCGUGUUCCGUUUGACAAGGUUGCUUCCUCCGCGAUUGUUUGCUCCUGUAACAGCUCUUUCCAUGGCAUGCUGUUACCUUUUCCUUUUGAUCGCACUGUUUAAGGACAAGGGCAGGCCAGCUUUAUCAUUGGAUUACGGUCGUUCUAUUAUGAUGGAUGAGAAUUUACAUUACCUUACGUAUUCCGUGGCUGUGAUGAAUGUUCCGAAGGCCUUUGUGUUAUUCGCUCCUCAAGUGUUAACCUGUGUGAUAGGUAUGAGCCGUCUCUACCUAUACUACCAGAGAUACAUCCCUGGAAUACUCAGGUUGGAUUUCAUAAAUCACGCUUUACGAUUGGUUGAUGCCCACAGUGUGGACAUUUUCAGUGUUCGUGCGGCCCUAGAAGUAGCAGCUUUGAUCCACAUGAUGCUUGGAAUGUUUAUGGGUCUUUCUAAUUUCAUUGGUUUGAUCCUUUACGUCAAUUUCAUUAGGGUGAAGGUCGCUGUUAAUGACGUGUAUCUUACUGGAAUCUUCAAGCAAUUCCACGAAACCAUCACUAGGUUCCUGACACACCCGAUUGUUCCUCCUGCAAUACAGAACGGUUAUGGCGCUGUGACUCGAACUAUCAUGAAGUAUUUCAAGCCUGCUGGUAGAUACUAG
This is a messenger RNA of Babesia sp. Xinjiang, 990 nucleotides long. RefSeq lists its product as uncharacterized. Gene Ontology annotation, biological process: membrane organization; endoplasmic reticulum tubular network organization. Lineage: Eukaryota; Apicomplexa; Aconoidasida; Piroplasmida; Babesiidae. The transcript is spliced from 8 exons. The record is from RefSeq and is a predicted model, not a curated record. Gene Ontology annotation, cellular component: endoplasmic reticulum; membrane. Bases 1 to 990 code for a protein of 329 amino acids.